Molecule: messenger RNA, 3944 nt
Organism: Bombina bombina (fire-bellied toad)
Lineage: Eukaryota; Metazoa; Chordata; Amphibia; Anura; Bombinatoridae
Gene: PITPNA
Product: phosphatidylinositol transfer protein alpha
Exons: 12
Coding region: 102-917 (271 amino acids)
Biological process (GO): phospholipid transport
Cellular component (GO): cytoplasm
Molecular function (GO): phosphatidylinositol transfer activity; phosphatidylcholine intramembrane carrier activity; phosphatidylinositol binding
Source: RefSeq, a predicted model, not a curated record
CAACGUCCCGCCCCCAGCACGGUGCGGAGUAGGAAGUAACCGGUAACCUUCACAAUCUGGGCCGGGAGCAGCGGAGAAGAAGACGGCGUAAGGGAGCUGUCAUGGUUCUUAUCAAGGAGUUCCGAGUUUGUUUGCCUGUAUCUGUGGAAGAGUACCAAGUGGGCCAGCUGUACUCUGUGGCAGAAGCCAGUAAGAAUGAAACAGGAGGAGGGGAAGGUGUCGAGGUACUUAAGAACGAACCUUAUGAGAAGGAUGGCGAGAAGGGUCAGUACACACACAAGAUUUACCACUUACAAAGUAAAGUGCCAACAUUUGUGAGGAUGCUGGCGCCUGAGGGAGCACUGAACAUACACGAGAAAGCAUGGAAUGCUUAUCCCUACUGCCGGACAAUAAUUACGAACGAAUACAUGAAGGAUGAUUUUUUGAUUAAAAUUGAAACUCAUCAUAAACCAGACAUGGGAAACCUAGACAAUGUACACAAACUAGAGCCAGAUGUCUGGAAGAAUGUGGAAGUGGUUCAAAUUGAUAUUGCAGAUCGCUCGCAUGUUCUCUCCAAGGAUUACAAACCCGGGGAAGACCCCGCAAAAUUUAAGUCUGUAAAGACUGGUCGUGGACCCUUAGGCCCAGAUUGGAAGAAAAAUCUGGCACAGCAUAAGGACUGUCCACACAUGUGUGCAUAUAAGCUGGUGACUGUAAAGUUCAAAUGGUGGGGCCUACAGAACAAAGUGGAAAGCUUUAUACAAAAGCAAGAGAGGCGUCUGUUUACAAAUUUCCAUCGUCAACUUUUCUGUUGGCUUGACCGAUGGGUGGACCUAACAAUGGAAGACAUUCGUAGGAUGGAAGAAGAGACAAAGAAGGAACUGGAUGAGAUGAGAGAGAAGGAUCCAGUGAAAGGAAUGAUGGCUGCUGAUGACUAACAGUAAAGUGCUGGGCUCAUUUUGGAGUUUAAGUGACCAACGGGUUGCCUCUGUGCUUCGGUGUCCUGAACAGCUCACUCGUGGAUCAAGCCCUACUCUGUUUUGGCAGACAAUUUUAACCCUCUCGUAGUUAAUUUUAGGCAACCUUCAAUAUUGUGAGCUAGUAGUCCUAUAAAAAGCAAGCACUAAGAUUCUCACACCUGUGUGAUAAAGGGGCUCACUCCUCAGGUGCAUUGUGUAUAUAUCAUUGUAUUAAAAUGCUCUCCUUAUAUUUGCAUUGUCUUCAGCUCAUUUUACAUUGAGCAUCUAUUUAAUUUAAAUGUCCUUUUACGAAAAACAGCAUCUUGUGAUAAUUGUGUAUUGCAAAUGGUUUUAGUUGCAGUUGAUAAAAUGCAUUCCGCUAUUUCUUGUUUGAGAGCAAGGAAUAGAACGCAUAUUUAACAAACUAAUUGCACUAAAGCCCUUGGUAAUGUUAUUGUGAAACAUAAAGCAAUCAAAGGGCUUUAGUGAUAUGCUUAACCUUUUAGAAAACAAUCCUCAUUUAACAAUCAUUUGGAGGCAUCAGGCAAUUUAAAAUGUCACAUUGCAUAGGCUUUUUUUUAUUUCCAGCGAUCCAAAGCUGAAAGGAUAUGUAAUAAUAUGAAAUAUCAACUAUCUAUGGGAAAUAUGCCCAGUUUAAAUAAACCAGCAGUUGUGCAAUAAUAGCAGUAUAUCUUUUACACCUGAUGUCAUCCAUCUUUUUAAUGUUUAUAAUGUUUCAGUUUUUAGAUAGUGGAUGUGAUUUUCUUUGCUUUGAGGAGUGGAAUAUAUGUAAAAUCAUUUUUUGUAAUAAAAUAGCCUUCAGAAAGCAUAUUUAUGGGAAAAAAAUAAAUAUUUAUUUUAUUUGAUUUAAAAAUAUUCCAAUGUGAUUAAAAAAAACAGUCUUACAGGUUUUAGAUGUAUGUUCAUUAUUAUUAUUAAUCAAACUCCUUUAUAUAAAAAAAUAGUCCAGAAGUAUAAUCAUUUAAAGGGGCAGUCUACUUGAAAAUGUGUAUUGUUUAAAAAGAGACAUAAUCCCUAUAUUACCCAUUCCCUAGUUUUGCAUAACCAGCAUAGUUAUAUUGAUAUACUUUUUACCGAUGAUUACCUUGUAUCUAAGCCUCUGCAGGAUGGCCCCUUAUUUCAGUUAUUUUGACAGAUUUGCAUUAUAACGAAUCAAUUCCCUCUCAUAAAUAACUACACAGGAGUGAGCACAAUGUUAUCUAUAUGACAAACAUGAACUAGCACUGUCUAGCUGUGAAAAACUGUAAAAUGCACUGAGAUAAGAGGCGGCCUUCACGGGUUUAGAAAUUAGUAUAUGAGCCUACCUAGGUUUAGCUUUCAACAAAGACUACCAAGAUAACAAAGCAAAUUGGAAAGUUGUUUAAAAUUGCCUGCUUUAUCUGAAUCAUGAAAGUUUAAUUUCGACUUGACUGUCCCUUUAACUCUGGUUAUGAACUGAAUGUCACCAAACCUAGAGUAACACUUAGCAUUUAUUACUCCAGGAUGUCUAUCCAGCAAGCAUAAGUAAUCAAAUAACAUGGGUUCAGUUCUUCCUUUGCACUUCUGCAAGUAAAUUGUGAUGCAAGACUGAUAAACUGAUCUAGUGUAUAAAAAUGUAGCACUGACAAUGUCGUCUUUUUAAUGUUAUUGUGUAAAAUGAUCACCUAUUGCCAUGUUGUCUGUAGAGGUCAUCAUUACCCCAUUGGUAUAACGAUUGCAGUUAUAGGCACUAUCUGCUAGAUUCUGUAUAAAAAAGUGAAAUCUUUUUUUUUACCCAAUGCCGACAGCAGACAAGUGCUUUUAAUGAGAGAUUUAAUGCACUGUGGAACUGUGGCAUAAUUCCUGCCAGAUAGUAAAAAGAAAGGAUUUAUUCUAGCAGUAGUGCACCAGCCAGACAUAGAACUACUGAAGUGUUAGUUUUAUUAAUAUAUAGCAGAGGAUUAUCAGUUAAGAAAACUCAUUUUCAUAUAUAGAAAUUAUUUAUAGACCAACAAAAAGCCAUGCUGCAUUUUAGCACUGCAAUGUUAAAUGAACAUUAAAGUCAAACUUUAAUUACCCAUAAAAUGUUUAAUUAAAGAGAAUAAAACAAUAAUCUAUCUGGUAUUAUCUUAGCUCAGAGCACCAGUUGAUUUACAUUUGUCUGACUGUGGCAACGCAAAACAGGAACAUGAUUUCCACCAGAAUUUUAAAGACUAUAUACUUGAACUGUCCUUGAGUUGCUAAACCUAUUUAAUUGCUCUAACAUAAUCUAUUAUUAUUAUUAUCAGUUAUUUGUAGAGCGCCAACAGAUUCUGCAGCACUAAAUUCAUUUUAACAGCUCUUUUGCAAUGCCAUGCGUAAUUACUUAAAUGUGCUAUGUCUAUUUAAAAACGACUUUAAUGUCCCUUUAAUCUGCUUUUAUAAUUUAUGUAUAGCUAUUUUGUGCAGUGCUUAAACAACCUAAAAAGGAACCCUAUCUUCCUUGCCCCUUUCUGUAUAAAAGUAUGUUAAAGACAGUAAUUUCUGGUAUAUUUAGAGCUUUAUUUAUAGAAGAAACUCUUACAACUGCUCUUUAUGCCCUGGUUGUCAUCUUUAUGAGUCAGUGCUAAUUUAAUGAGAUGGAAGAAUAAACAAAGCAAAAAUGGUGCUGGAUAGUUGUAAGAAUCCUAAUGUGUUUUGUGUUCAUUUCCUGCUGCUGCCACAGCCGCAGUGCUGCUCAGAAGACUGUUCAGAACUUGUAACUGUUCCUAUUAUCACUUUCUCUAAGAAGUGGUCUUGUUUCUCACACAACUUCAGGGUACAAACUCACACUGUUUUAUCCCAAGCUGCUGCCGACACCUCUUUUGUAUCAUGCAUAACCUCAGCUGCAAUCCAGACAAGUUUUGAUUGAUAACAUUAUUCCUUUUGAAAUGAGAACUAUUUGUAGACUUGCCUAGAUUAUAUUGUUGUUUUCUUUUAUGUGAGUUUGUGCCUUUUUUUGUCUAAUUCCAAUGCAGGUAUAUUGGAAAUAAAUAUUAUAGAAGACUC